Messenger RNA from Trypanosoma conorhini, 3438 nucleotides. RefSeq names its product cohesin complex subunit SA-1/2. Gene Ontology annotation, molecular function: chromatin binding. The coding region runs from base 1 to 3438 and encodes 1145 amino acids. Gene Ontology annotation, cellular component: chromatin; nucleus; cohesin complex. The transcript has a single exon. Gene Ontology annotation, biological process: sister chromatid cohesion. The record is from RefSeq and is a predicted model, not a curated record. Lineage: Eukaryota; Euglenozoa; Kinetoplastea; Trypanosomatida; Trypanosomatidae.
AUGACCAGCAAGCGCAUGGCAAAGAAGGCCGUACCGUCGACAAGGACGGCGGCAGCGGCGACUGCACCAACGGAUAUGGAGGCUGUGGAGGAGUCGGGCGUCGCUGACGCCGCAGCGCCCGUUUUGCUGCAGGAAGACAGCGGCUCGCUUGGGGAAUCACUUUACAAGGCGCUCAUGGAGGGAGCAUCCAUCGAUCAUGUGGUGAACGACCUCCUCCGUAUCUACUCUGAAGGCGGCAAGGACUCCGUGUGUUGUGCUAUUCUGAACCUUGUGGGGAAAGCCUCGGGUGCAGUUCAGGCAGAAUUGGACGGGACUGCCCUCAAGGAGGACGUGGACGUUACGACGCUCCUGGAGGAGAUGUACGCCCGCGUCCAGCAAGAGGCCGCCGCGUAUCCAUUAGUUCGAAAGGAGCCCAAGUAUCGCGUUUUCCGUACUGCCUAUCGUCGCUUCUUUGCUCGUCUCGUAGAACUUGGCUAUAAUGCGAAUGUUCUGCUUAACGGUCUGCUGCUUUCGACGCUUCUGCGAUGGCUUAUUGCCAUGAGUGAUAGCAAGGCGCGGUGCUUCCGUCACACGGCCAUUGUCGCGCUCCUUUCCAUUGUUGGGGCUCUCAAUGGUCUGAUUCGGGACCUCAAACACCGGCUCCCCUCACAGGGGCGCGGAAAAAAGCAGCAGGCGAGCGCCUUGCAAGAAAGUAUUCAGGCGAUGGUGGAUUUGCGUAGCGAUGUGAUCUCUCAAGCUAUUCACCAGCGUCCUCGCGACGUCGCUCCCGAAAUCCGACUUUUGGUUUUUGAGCACUUGGAGAAGUGGAUUCUCAACUACGAUGAGGAAUUCGCAGAGAACAAGUAUUUCCGCUAUUUCGGUAUGGCUCUGUACGAUAAACGACCAGAGAUUCGUGCGGAGGCCCUGAAGAUGAUACAAAAAUCUCUUGUGGCGACGCCAGAGAGUGGCAACCGCAUGUUUUUGUUUUUACAUUUCUUUUCCAGUCGGCUUGUGGAGAUGUGUAGUGACGUCAACCUACGAUGUGCUGAAUUGGCCAUUGGCGUCAUUGUUCUCAUUCUCCGUGUCUACGGUGACGAAGUCGAGGGGAAAGAACUGCUUGAUAACGAUAUGUUUGAUCGUGUGCUGCUGACACUUUUCGAUGAGCGUCCGACCAUACGCCAUGAGGCCGGAGUCCUCCUACGGGCCUUCAUAGACUCUCGUGUCCCCACAGAUGCCUCCAACGGUGUUGGUUACCAUAAAGCUGCAAUGGAGUUAUUGUGCGCCUUUGCCGCCACACUUCGCUCGCAGUACGGGGAGGCCAUGCCAGAGCGCUACCUUGUUGAUGCCCUCUGCAACCCUCCGCAGGAGCUGCCGUCUUUUCUGGAAAGCUACGGCUCGAUGCUAGACUUUGUCGCGUCAGAUGAUGUCUCAGAGGUGGUGGUGGGAUUGGGUCUGGUUGCCGCGUUUCUUGAAAAGCUGCGCGGCAGGUUGGACCUCGGUCCCCUUCCAAAGGAGGAUCGCCGUCAAGGCGCCGCCAAGAAACUUCCAGCGAACACGCAAGAGACGAUUGAUUCACUGGUGAUCUCCCUAAGCCGCGACGUGGGAGUCGUAUUGGCUGGAGUUCUUGAGAAGCAUCGCGGUGAGGUGGCCAUUUUGUCCGGGGUUUCUGCAGUGAUUGCGGCCAUGGAUUUUAAGGCGUUUAGCACCUUGGAGCAGGCGGCGCGGAUAAAUGCCCUCAUGACGCUGAUUCGCAAGGCCACUGCCUCCCUGCCACACUGUGAGGAGACACACCUUAACCAGGUGACUGCUGCCUGGCUUGGGUUUGUUGCUGAGGAUCAUCCAAUGAAAAGUGAGGCGAUGGGCCAGAUACAGGAGCUUUUCAAACAGGUCUUGAAGCAGCUCUAUGCGCUAGAGAAGGUGAAAGCGAGGUCUGGCGGUCAAACGGCGGAAAAGGAAUUUUUGCAUGUAUGGGGACGAAUGAGCAUUCUCUCGUCGCUUGUACCCAUGGUGGAUCAAUGGGAUGUAUUGAAGGCAUCUCUCCUGAGGUGCAUCGAUGGGAAUACUUCCCCGGCGCUGCUGCGAUUGAUCUUAUCCACCUCCAUGCGUUGUAUCCUGUGGCAGUUGAACGCGGAGCAGGAGGCAGCGGAAUCCACGGAGACCUCCACGACUGCCACCCAAAUGAUUGGGGAAUUUGUACCCUGCAUCUUCCAGGUGUGGAAAAUGGACUUUCGGGGACGGGAGGAGACGUCCAGUCUGCUCCUUGUGGAUAGUAUGGUCAAUCUCUGCGACCUUUGCGCGCUGCGGCACUACACCAUGUCGCAAAUAGAGCAGGACAUGUUUUUGGGAAAGUUCGGCGAGUUGUCAAGUGUUUUGGGCAACGCGAUGCAUGAAGCGAAGGAGAAACUAAAGGAGGCGGGAGACCGGUUUCGCGACGGUGGCGCGCUGAAUGAAGUUGCAUUGUCUCGUCGAGAAGUAUCGGCGCUUGAGGCGUCCCAGUUGCGUGUGGCGACGGGUGUUGCACGUCUGCUGCUGCUCAAUCGUCUUGCGGAGGAUGUGGCCCCGCGUGUCUUCCUGCAAUGGGUGCAUGCACCCAGCAAAUGUGUUUCAGACGUGUUCCGCUACUUAUUUCGCUCUCUGCGCGAUCGAUGCAACGACAGCUUCACUCUUGAGAAAUCUAUCCUUCUCGCGACGUACCACCACGCUUCGGAUGCGCUCUACCAGAUGGGAAUGAAACUUUCCUCCAUGCACUGGCCUCUUCCUGACAAGUACUACGCGGCAUGUGUCAGCAUGGUCCGGUUUGGAAUGGAGUUUGCCACAAGCACAGAUCCCGCGAUGCUGCAGGCCGUUGUUGCCUAUUGCCCCAAACUCCUUAAGGUGGAUGCCCUGGGUUUGGCGCAUGCGCUGGCGGCAAACGAAUCGCUGGCGGCGAGCAGCGAUCCGAAUGCGCAGCUGUUCAUUUCAGCCAUCCGUCGGGCUGCGCGGUUGGAGGAGGCGGCGGCAAACGCCGCGACCCCCGUGCGAAGUGCCAAGCGGAUGCGAGAAGAGGCGGCGUCGGAAGCUAUGGAGACGGGCGGCGAGCACGCACUUCAGCCACAGAAGUCGCAGCAGGCAGCAGCAGGGGCGGAGGAAGCAGGAGGGGAGGCUGUGGUGGUAUCGUCAAGUAAGGGCACGCCAAGGUCCCGAUCCCGGCGCCGUACUGCAGCGAAGGCGCCAGCGGCGUCCAAUCGCGUAACCACAGAAGACGGGUGGCGUGUGCGUCCUGGGGAGGAGGAGGUUGCUGCGAGUGUAGUGUCGUCCGUCUCGGAGACGAGGGAGGCGACGCGUGGUCGGCAAACACGAGGCCUCAAACAAUCGCAGACAGCGGCGGAGGCCGCGGCGACCCAAGAAACGGUCCUCUCCUCCUUGGCAGCUGAAUUGGAUAACGAUGAGGUAUUUAUCGCCACGCAGGAGUACGAUUAG